Andrographis paniculata is the source of this 803-nucleotide messenger RNA. RefSeq lists its product as uncharacterized. The record is from RefSeq and is a predicted model, not a curated record. The coding region runs from base 131 to 463 and encodes 110 amino acids. Gene Ontology annotation, cellular component: mitochondrion; large ribosomal subunit. Gene Ontology annotation, molecular function: structural constituent of ribosome. Gene Ontology annotation, biological process: translation. NCBI's taxonomy places the organism in Eukaryota, Viridiplantae, Streptophyta, Magnoliopsida, Lamiales, Acanthaceae. The transcript is spliced from 3 exons.
CACGCUCUCCGCGAAUGCUUCGACUAGAUACUUUCUCCAUCGGUGCCGGCCGAUUCCAAAUCGGUUUUUGAUAAUUGAAAGAUCAAAUUGGUUGCAGGAAGAAGUUUAAUCCGUUGGAGACUGGAUUGGAAUGAGUGCUUUCAACAAAUUCAAAGCCAAUGCUGCGGUUGCGUGGAGCCCUAAUCUCUACAUCACGCUGGUGAGAGGUAUUCCGGGGACGAGGAGGCUACACCGCCGCACAUUAGAAGCCUUGCGACUCGCCAAGUGCAACCGCACGGUCGUACACCGAAACACGCCUUCUCUCCUAGGAAUGCUUCAGCAGGUGAAAAGGCUGGUUGCAAUUGAGACUGAAGAAAUGUACAAUGCUCGGAAGCAGAAAGAAGCUAAUCACAGAGCGCUGCGCCCGCCGCUGGUCGUGAAUCAUGACCCAAACCUCCCGACUACUGAAUCAUCGAAUCCUUGAAUGAGAUAAACUUGGGAUAUUGCUUCGUUCAAAUGGCUAGAAGAUAAACCCAAACAGGAUGUUGGUCUGAAAUAAAAUGUCUGAAAUGGAAAUAUGGCAAGAGAAUUGAACAGGUUAAACAAUCAGAGUUUUUAUCAUGUAAAAUGCCAUAGCAGUUGACGUUCUUAAUCAUGUAUUUGGUAUCUAAACAUUAACUCGUGCAAAACUAUGAUAAUUUGGCAUUGUUUACUUGAUUAACAGUACAUUUCAAGUUCCCUGUGGAAGAAAUUAUGCUUGUAUUGUGAGAACCCCUCUCUCUCCGUAUUUGUAUGUAUAUUUAUACACGUGUUUUUUUUUUUUA